UCAUCUUUUUGAUAAAAUAUUAGUAAGCUUAAUAGUUGAAAUUGUUAAUUACAUGUUUUAUUUAUUACUGUUAACGCUAAUUUCAGUUUGAAUUCUGACUUUUGUUAAUUUUUAUUAUAAUAGAUUUAUUUUCUCCUCCUGUACGCGAAAGAUGAGUGUUAUCGAAAGUGUUGAUAAAGGAAAAGGGUCACGAAUGCAAUUGAACAAAUCGUUGAGCAAUACUGCUCAGUGGGUCAAAUUGAACGUAGGAGGCACUUACUUUAUGACUACAAAGACUACGUUGUGCCGAGAUCCCAAUUCAUUCUUGUGCAGACUGUGUUCAGAGGAAUCCGAUCUCAUUUCCGACAUGGAUGAAACUGGUGCAUACAUGAUUGAUCGUGAUCCAACAUAUUUUAGUCCCAUUUUAAAUUACCUUCGUCAUGGAAAAUUGGUUUUGAAUAAAAAUCUUGCAGAAGAAGGUGUAUUGGAGGAAGCCGAAUUCUAUAAUAUUACCGAAUUAAUAAAUAUACUAAAAGAAAGGAUAUUACAAAGAGACAAGAAACUUUGUUCUGAACAAGUGAAAAAACAUACUUACAGAGUGUUGCAAUGUCAUGAAGAUGAACUUACGUGGAUGAUUUCAACAAUGUCAGAUGAAUGGAAAUUUGAACAAUUGGUAAACAUAGGUUCCAAGUACAACUAUGGAAAUUAUGAUCAAGCAGAAUUCCUAUGUGUUGUAUCUAGAGAAGAGGGUGUUGCUGACUCUCCAAAAACUGAAUCCACUGAUAAAGCAAAGGAAUUACAACAACGAGCUUCACGUAUGUGAUAUAUGCAGUCAACUAAAUCUGUAAUCAUGGGAGCAUGUAAAUUCUUUAAGACAAUAUAUUCUGUAACCAAAGAUCUUUGCAGCAAAUCUGUUAUGAGAUUUACUGCUGCACGUCAAAAUGCUAGAUCCUAGCCUCAUAGCUUCUUUAUUAUUACGCAUUAAUUUUAAAAUAUGUGUAAUAUUGAGAAAAUCUAUAUAACCAUGCACAAACACAAAUACACGUACAUAAAAACAAAAGUACUUAAGUUCCAAACUUGAAUAUUCACAUAUUUUAUAAUUAUUUUUAUUACUACAUCUUCCAAACCUCAUAUUUUAUAUGUAAUUAAUAUGUAA
Molecule: messenger RNA, 1135 nt
Organism: Melanaphis sacchari
Lineage: Eukaryota; Metazoa; Arthropoda; Insecta; Hemiptera; Aphididae
Product: BTB/POZ domain-containing protein KCTD5-like
Exons: 5
Coding region: 152-802 (216 amino acids)
Biological process (GO): protein homooligomerization; proteasome-mediated ubiquitin-dependent protein catabolic process
Cellular component (GO): Cul3-RING ubiquitin ligase complex; cytoplasm
Molecular function (GO): cullin family protein binding
Source: RefSeq, a predicted model, not a curated record